Molecule: messenger RNA, 4998 nt
Organism: Anguilla anguilla (European eel)
Lineage: Eukaryota; Metazoa; Chordata; Actinopteri; Anguilliformes; Anguillidae
Exons: 7
Coding region: 658-3408 (916 amino acids)
Source: RefSeq, a predicted model, not a curated record
GCCUGUAUCCCGGCUGUUGAACGCACGCACGCUAUUGCAGCAGUUAUGCGUCUGCUCACGGCUUUGGAGGUCUUUCCAAGCGCGCCGCCCAAGGCUGAGAGAACGGGGGAAUAAGACAGUUCAAUGACAACGUCUAAAUAGCAUGCGACCAUUCAGCACCAUUCUCGACGAACAAAAAACAUUUAGGAUGUCGUCUAUGAGAAUCAGUCAUCGUGUUCAUCAGUGGUCAACAAAACGAGUCGAGCAUCAGUACAGGAAGGAAAGGGGAAUUUAAGCAAGGUUAAAGCAAAACGGUACAUACAAAUUUAACAGUUAAAUAAAUUUCUGCCGGAGAAUUUGCUGAGUGGAAAUACAAAAGAAAAUUGGGCAAAAAUCUGGGCCUGAACCUUCAAAAAGUGAGCAACCGAGGUGAAUGGCUGUGGCAUAAUCCUUAAUGUGCAGCAGUGAUGACCCAUGGCAUUGGACUAACGGGGUGGCAUUAUAGCUCACAGAAACCUCAUUUGCAAGGAGGAUGAGAUCAAAUCUACUGAGAAGCAUCACAGAAGAAACAGGGUGUGGUCGUUGAGGGAAAGUAGUAGUUCUGCUUGUAUUAUCUCUCUUUUCUCUGUUUUGGACCACGGAGAGCAUGGGCUGCACUUUGGGUCGGACGCGGGACUGAUGUCGUCUCUUCGCUGUGCUGAGCCCAUAGAGGCAACAGCAAUGCUCCAGGAAAACAACAACAACAACUACUCGUGCCUGGAGAGGGCGAUCCAGAGCAGGGAGGCCCUUCAGGAGCAGGAAAGGGGCGUUCUGCCCUUCGCCAGGCUCCUGGAGAUGGGCUCUUUCCCUGAGCUGGGGGACGUCAGCCGCCGGGCCCCCGUCAGAGGCUUCAGGGCCUGGGCGAUGAGCGGCGUGUGCGCCAGGAGCCGGAGGUGGGCUGCUCUGCCCCCCGCCAACCCAGCGCCUUUCCUUAAGAGGCCCGACGCCACAGCGGCCCCCGUGGCAGGAGUCCUGCCCCCGCAGACGGGCCGGCCGGCCCACGGGCGGCCCGCCAUCGGCCUGGGGCUCCAGCUUGACGCCAGGUCCUGGAACAGACGCUGCGGGAGCAGGCAAGGCACCCUGGGCGCCCUGGUCACCGUGGCAACGCUGAAGGCCUCGGAGAGGGGCGGGCAGACGCAGACGCAGUGCCUCCUCCUGCAGGCGAAGGGGCAGAGCUACCUCUGCACGGCCAGGGGGCGCAGGGCCGCUGUCCCGGGACCCUUCACCGAGGUGGCCCCCGCUCCAGCGGUACAGGGGCCGGGGGGUGCCGCUUCCUCUGAGAAGCGUCCCGAAAGCGGAAAGAGUAGCAAACAAAGGGAGGGGAAGGACAAGCCAAAGCCUGUCCGAAAAUGGCGGACAUCCUGCGAGGUGGCUCUCUCCGUCAAGGAGGGAAUCCCCUGGGACUGCGAGGACCGGGAGUUCCCAGUGCCGGGGCCAAGCCAGGAAAACGGAUCCCAGCUCGCUUCCCAGACCCCAGCACAGGAUGCCCAGACAAGCAGACAGGAGAGCCCAGCUGCAGAGAUGGAUGGGACCGCCCAGGUCUGCACACAAUGCAGAGGGGAGAGGGACAGAUCAGCGAUUGGCCUCAGGGGGAUGCUGGGAGAUAGCGGCCGGUCGAGCGGCGGUGUGGAAGAACAGGAGACGACCUCGCCCGUAUCAGGCUCCUUUGUCUGCCGCCUGGAUCCAGAUCCCACCGACCCAGAAACAGGCUGCGGCCCAGCGAGCCAGGAGGGGCCCAUCAGUGCAGAAAUGCAGGAUGGUCUGCGGCCCAAAUCGUCCCCGCAGAAGAUCGGCCGCUUUCAGGACCUGCUGGGGGACAAAAGCCCCCGUCUGGGUGCCGGCAGUAAGAGCGAGGUCAUCGGAGCCGUGAGGAACGUCGACAACUCAGAGGCAGACCUCACAGUGGGUGCCAAAGCACUGAAGGAGGCAGGAAGUCCUCCUGAUAAGGACCCCGAAAGCAAUGGGGGAGGGGACAGUGUGUGGUGUGUGGGGGGGGUGAGGGGAGUGAGAGGUGGGGUGCCACGUGCACACAUAGCUACCGAGGGUCCACAGAGUCACAGUUAUGAAGAGGAUGGACUGGCCAGUUCCACGGUCCCAUGUACACACCUUUCUGCUGGCUCCAAGGGGAACCCUGGUUCCCUUGCCGAGGUUGAGGACAUCCCAGAGCAGAUGAGGCAGUCUGUGCUGUCUGAUGCUGGUCCUGGUGAGGUGGGGGGUCAGAAAGACAGGCCCCUGGAUGGCACAGGGAUUGGGGAGGGGGUGCGGAUCACCGGGGCAUCGGUGGAGUCACCUGACAGAGCAGGCACCCAAACUGUUGCCAGCGUUCACCCUCCCGAGUAUGUGGAGCACUCCUGUGAAAGCUGGCCUGGGGCGAGCUUAAUGGAGGAGUCCGGGCUCUCAGAUGUCUGGGGUGGGGGGCAUCACGGGGGUCGGGACGGGCCCGUGGCGGGGGGACGGAGGAGGGAGGCCGAGAGCAGGGACUCGAUCUGGCAGCUGGAUAAUUCCCUCUCACGAGGCCUGGACACUCACGCGCCGCCUAAUCCAGCUCCCCCAGGAGCCAUGGCAACAGCCCUUUCACCCCUGGACGGGCGUCAGGAUGGGGCGUCCUCGCCAUCGCUGGGGGAGCAGAAGCACCGGGACGAGCAGGGUGGCGCGGUGGCCAGCGGGCAGAGGUUCCUCGAUGUGGAGCUGGAAGGGGACGAUGACUUUGGGCUUUUCGUACAGGCAGGGGAACAGCCGUCCUGGGACGACGGCUUCACUGAUUUCCAACAAGUGCCUUAUGGGACAAGUGAGAGCGCGGCACUUGCAGAACCAGUCAGUGAGGGCGAGCCUGCCCAUUGGACAUUUGGCCAGACAGAAAAUCCUUUCCACCAAUCAGAGGACACUUGGACUGCUUUUUCACUAGAGGGCAGUGUUGCACUGGACCCCGGACUGGGAGGGAAACGGCACAUGCAGUGGUGGCCGGAGAAGGCUCCUGAGGAGGUAAACGUGAAGCAGCACGCACCCUUUGAUGCGCCCCGUGUGAUUCAGGAGGCCUUCCCCUCUACGCCUUCUUCCUGUCCUAGCCCAAAUCCAGUCCUGACCCUAACACAGGUCCUGCUGGGCCUCUCUUGUGAUGACAGCACUGUUGGAGAGAGUGGGAGCUUAUUGGAUGGCCUCCAGGAUGUAAACAGAAUUAUUGGUCUGAAAUAUAAGUGGGCGGAGUCUCGUUCACAGAAGCUCCUCCUCCAGUCUCUGCAUUUGGACCCAAAUAACAAGGGUCAUGUGACAAGCUCCAGAGCCAAUGACAGCCCCUCUGCGGGCCCCACGCCUCUUAGCCAGCAUUCGUCCCCCAUGGGCAACGGGAAAACAAAGCUGUCUUAUGACAUCAACAAGAACAUCUCGGCGUAGCCCAGCAACCUGUCUCGACCUUCCACAAGCCCUGCCUGCCCCAAAUCCAGAUGCCCUACCCCCUCCCCAGCUGGGUAACGGUUUUCUCCGUAGAACACGAGGCCUGCGAGUAUUCGGAAAUGACUUGAAACAUUUCUUCGAAGGGAUUUCUUUAAAUGCGGCUUCAGUUUGAUCCAUCUUUUCGACCCUCAAAACUGCUGUCACUAUCUGAAGACAGACCGUCCUUCAAAAGCCAUGAAAAGUUGAGUUGCAUUCAGCAGUAGAGCAGAAAUGUGAUGACUGAGCAGCUUUGGCCACUCCGAGAGGCUGUCUCUCUUAACAUUUUCACACAAUCUGAUAUGUUAAAGGGGUCUGCAUUACCAAGGAGUGUUGGUGGACAUGUUUUUUUCUCUCUCUUCCACACAAAUCCACUUACUCGCACGCGCACACACACAGACACACAAACACUCAAUCCUCCCCCAGUCAUGUGAUGUUUGGUAAAAAAAAAAAAAAAAAAAAGAAUGCUGAAAUUAGAAUGCUGAGUUAGAAUCUUUUUUACAACAACAGAACUUUGUGAGGAGCACAGGGCCAUUUCUGUAGUUUACCUGGCUUGGCCCACUGUUUCAUCAUAGUAUUGACCAUAUUUAUGUCACUGGACAUUCUCUACCAUUUUGCAAUCAUGUGUUUAUGCUUUUUCCUCUUAAUGACUUCAAAAGGGGGAUUGUUUGAAAUAGCGAUUGAAGAAUAAUUCUGUAUUAGAAUACAGACCAUGGAUUCACAACCCUGGUCCAGGAGGGCCCCAGUCCUGCAAACUCCUUUAUGACUAAGAACAUUAAAUGACUUGCUUCAGCUUGGUUUAACUGACCAAUGAAAUCACUCUUCUCAAGUCUGAGGUCAUUUAUGAAGUGCUGAUAGGUGAAAAACCUGCAGGACAGCUCUGUAAGGCCAGGGUUGGACCCUGGUAUAGAUAGUUUAUUCUGUAGUUUCUUUUCUGGUUUCCUUUUUUGCUACUUGUAAACUCAAACAAAUAAAAGUGAAAAUGUCAACUACAUUUUGAAAUGCAAAAUGAUUGUCCUUUAUACAAAAUGUGAACUCCUGCAGAAAACGUAUAUUUUCUAAACUACAAAAGAAAAUGUCAUGGAUUCGUUGAUUUAUGUCAUAAAGAAAUUGUUCCAGAAAAGAAUGUGCUAUUUCCUUUGUCACACAGCUUGGCAUGCGGUGUGUGCACAUGACCACAAUAACAAAGAGAACUACGACGGCUGUGCUAACUUUAAUCUGUUAAUUACGAACACACCUUCAGCCCACAAUCAUGUGUUAGUAUCUAGAUACAUAAUUCACAUGUAGGUACGUUUCAGUUGUAGUGAAUCUAGCAAUCUUCCUUCAGUGCUCUCAUAAUUCCCAGACAGCGUUGUUAUGACAGGUGGUUCAUGGUCUUGUGUGGUGUUUUCCCCCCCUGCCCAGUAUCUUCGUAAAUUAUACUGAAACCUUUUCAUUUUUUUUUGUUUCUAGUUCAUUUAUGUAUCUAUUGACUUUUUCAGCAAGCAGCUAUUCAAAGUGUAUACUCCAUACUGUUUUGUCCAUACUGUUGUGAUAAUAAAACAAUACAAUCAA